Molecule: messenger RNA, 2256 nt
Organism: Lasiodiplodia theobromae
Lineage: Eukaryota; Fungi; Ascomycota; Dothideomycetes; Botryosphaeriales; Botryosphaeriaceae
Product: S-adenosylmethionine-dependent methyltransferase
Exons: 1
Coding region: 1-2256 (751 amino acids)
Biological process (GO): rRNA base methylation; maturation of LSU-rRNA
Cellular component (GO): nucleolus
Molecular function (GO): rRNA (cytosine-C5-)-methyltransferase activity; RNA binding
Source: RefSeq, a predicted model, not a curated record
AUGGGUCCCAGCCGUCGCAUGAAGAAGCAGGGCAUACCCGCCCCGCUAGAUGAAUCUCUCGUCACCCGCAAGCGCAAGGACGCGCCCGAGCCCCAGCCCGCCGUGCAACAAAACGGCAAGCCGAAGAAGCGCAGAACCUCUGGCGAGGGCGUCUCAGUAAAACCCGCGAAGAAGGUCAAGGAGGAUGUCAAGCCCAAGACCAAUGGCAAGGCCGCCUCCGCUGCGAAGGAGAAGUCCAAGGCCAACGGUGUGAGCAAAAAAUCCAAGAAGGCGCCUGUGCCGGAGUCUGAAGAUGAGGACGAGGAAAUGUGGGAGGACGAUGACGAGGAUAUAACCGGACUGGACGAGCUCGACUCCGACGAGUUGCCUUCCGGCGACGAUUUCUUGGACGAGGACGAAGACGAUGUUGUCGACUCGGACGACGAUAUGCCUGGCAAGCAAGCCAUGUGGUCGGAGGAUGAAGAUGAUGAGGAGGAUGCUGCGGAGCGACUGACGGCCGCCAAUAUCGAAGGCUUGUCGCGGAGGCUCGAUAUGCAGAGGGCGCAGGAGGAGGCGGAGGCGCAAGCUGAACUGGAGGAGGCUGCGAUGCAGACCAACAUUGCGGGCGACCGUCCCAAGAUCCUUGGCGACGCUGAUAGCGACGACGAGGAUGGCGCAGGCGUGGGUCUUGCACCCGAUCUCCAGCUUCUCCGCACUCGCAUCACCGACACUAUCCGCGUGCUGAAUGAUUUCAAGAACCUGGCCGAGCCCGGCAGGUCGAGAGCAGAGUACACAGCUCAGGUGCUCAAGGACAUUUGUGCCUACUACGGAUACUCGCCGUUCAUGGCGGAAAAGCUCUGGACUCUUUUCCCCCCGAGCGAAGCUUUCGCCUUCUUUGAGGCUAACGAGACUCCUCGUCCCGUUGUCAUCAGGACAAACACACUCCGCACCCACCGUCGCCAGCUUGCGCAGUCUCUCAUCAACCGUGGCGUGACGCUUGAGCCAGUUGGCAAGUGGUCCAAGGUCGGUCUUCAGAUCUUCGAGUCGUCCGUCCCCAUUGGUGCCACUCCUGAAUACCUCGCUGGACACUACAUUCUUCAAGCCGCAUCCUCUUUCCUCCCCGUUAUGGCUCUCGCGCCUCAAGAGAAUGAGCGGAUUCUUGAUAUGGCCUCUGCUCCCGGAGGUAAAACGACACACAUGGCUGCACUUAUGAAGAACACCGGUUGCAUCUUCGCGAACGAUGCCAACAAGGAUCGUGCGAAGGGUCUGAUCGGUAACAUUCACCGUCUGGGUGUCAAGAACACCAUUGUCUGCCACUACGAUGCCAUGGAGUUCCCGCGAGUCAUUGGCGGCUUCGACCGUGUCCUGCUCGAUGCUCCUUGCUCGGGAACUGGUGUCAUCGCCAAGGACGCUAGCGUCAAGACCAACAAGACCGAGCAGGAUUUCAUGCGUCUGCCUCACCUGCAGAAGCAGCUUCUCCUGCACGCCAUUGACAGCGUCGACCACGCUUCAAAGACUGGCGGUUACAUCGUCUACUCGACUUGUUCCGUCACGGUUGACGAGAACGAGCGUGUGGUGCAGUAUGCGCUUGAGAAGCGGCCGAAUGUCAAGCUUGUGUCAACCGGUCUUACUUUCGGAAAGGAGGGUUUCACCAACUUCCAGGGACGCCAGUUCCACGCGAGCCUCAAGGAGACGCGACGCUACUACCCGCACGCCUACAACGUGGACGGUUUCUUCGUUGCCAAGUUCAAGAAGAUUGGCCCGACGCCCGCCAACGCUGUCAGCGCGACCAACGCCAGCACCAAGGCUGGAAAGUCCUACAAGCCCAAAAAGGAGAAUGAUACUUUGGUUGCGGAUAAGACCCCUAUCACGACGGAUGAGAGCGGGAAGGAGACGGAAGAUGACUUUGGUGGCUGGGAUGAUGAGGAAGAUGAGAAGAUCAUCGAGAGGAGCAUCAAGCACCAGAUGAGGAAGAAGGGCAAGGACCCGAGGGCGCUGCUGGGCAAAAAGGCGAAGAAAGAGGGCGAGAAGGCAUCGGAACAGGGCGAGAAGAAGGCAGAUGAGAAGGCGGAGGUGAAGGCGGAGGCGAAGGCGGAGGCGAAGGAGGCGGCGAAGGAGACGAAGGAGAGCAAGAGCAAGAGCUCAAAGGGUGACAAGGCGAGCGAAAAGGAAAGCAAGGCGUCUGUCAAAACGGGAAAUGAGAACGCAAAACAGGCCAACGGCGAAGCCGGGGCCGGCCCGAAGGGUAAGAAAAAGGCGGGGAGGAAGUCGGUGUAG